GUUACUUAUGUUAUACACCAGUAUCAGAUAAUUGUGGCACGAGAGGGAAAGAGAAGAGCAGCUUAGAGAAACAGUCCUUAAAAUUUAGAUGAGGUCUCUUACCUUUCAGAAGGAGCGUGUGUGUGUUUGUGGGGAGGUUGUGGAAUAGGUGAACAGUUACGCAGCAGUGUGAAGAUUCAGCCUUUGUUGAGUGAAAGGUAGUGGCAACUGAAGAUGUCAGAUAAUGGUGAAGUGGAAGACAAGCCUCCAGCUCCGCCCAUGAGGAACACCAGCACCAUGAUUGGUGGGGGCAGCAAAGACCCUGGGAACCUAAACCAUGGCUCCAAACCACUUCCCUUGGCUCCUGAAGAAAAGAAAAGGAAAGACAGGCUCCGGUUCUUCCCUGGAGCAGGAGACAAAACCAACAGGAAAAAAGAACGGGAACGACCAGAAAUCUCACUGCCCUCUGAUUUUGAGCACACAAUACAUGUUGGAUUCGAUGCUGUCACAGGGGAGUUCACAGGCAUGCCAGAGCAAUGGGCUCGGUUACUACAGACAUCAAAUAUCACCAAAUUAGAGCAGAAAAAGAAUCCACAAGCAGUGUUGGAUGUUUUGAAAUUCUACGAUUCAAAAGAAACUUCAAAUAGUCAAAAAUAUAUGAGCUUCACAGAUAAAACAACAGAUGGGUAUGCUUCUUCAAAUGCACUGAGUACUAAGAAUGUGUCAGAAUCUCCAGCUGUGCCUCCAGUUUCGGAAGACGAUGAUGAAGAUGAAAGUGUUCCACCGCCUGCAAUUGCACCACGACCAGAACACACCAAAUCGAUGUAUACACGGUCUGUGAUAGACCCUAUCCCUCUUCCACCCACCAAAGAUGCAGCCACGUCUCCCAUCUCCUCGCCCUCUGAGAAUAACACCACCCCUUCGAACACCUUAACGAGGAAUGCAGAGAAACAAAAGAAAAAGACCAAAAUGACAGAUGAAGAGAUAUUGGAAAAAUUGAGGAGUAUCGUAACAGUGGGUGAUCCGAAAAAGAAGUACUCCAGAUUUGAGAAAAUUGGACAGGGAGCUUCGGGCACAGUAUACACGGCAAUUGAUAUAGCCACAGGGCAAGAGGUUGCUAUCAAACAGAUGAAUUUACAACAACAACCCAAGAAAGAGUUGAUUAUUAAUGAGAUUCUGGUCAUGAGGGAAAAUAAAAAUCCAAAUAUUGUUAAUUAUUUAGACAGUUACCUCGUAGGAGAUGAAUUAUGGGUGGUGAUGGAGUACCUGGCAGGCGGUUCACUAACUGAUGUCGUCACGGAAACCUGUAUGGAUGAAGGACAGAUAGCGGCUGUCUGUAGAGAGUGUCUACAAGCUCUGGAGUUCCUACAUUCAAACCAGGUCAUCCACAGGGAUAUAAAGAGUGACAAUAUCCUACUGGGAAUGGAUGGCUCUGUCAAGCUAACCGACUUUGGCUUCUGUGCUCAGAUUACGCCAGAGCAGAGUAAACGGAGCACGAUGGUGGGGACGCCAUACUGGAUGGCCCCUGAAGUGGUCACAAGAAAAGCAUAUGGCCCCAAAGUAGACAUUUGGUCACUGGGAAUCAUGGCAAUUGAAAUGAUUGAGGGAGAGCCUCCGUACCUGAAUGAGAACCCCCUCCGGGCAUUGUAUCUGAUAGCAACAAAUGGCACGCCAGAGCUACAGAAUCCUGAAAGGCUAUCUCCUGUAUUCAGGGAUUUCCUGAACCGUUGCUUGGAAAUGGAUGUCGAGAAGAGGGGUUCAUCCAAGGAGUUGCUUCAGCACCAGUUCCUGAAGCUAGCGAAGCCACUGUCCAGCCUGACCCCACUGAUCAUCGCUGCAAAGGAUGCAGCCAAGAACAAUCGUUAGCACCAUGUGGGAUCAAGCAGAGACCCCCUUGUCCAUCUCGAUUUGCGUAUCAGAGCGGCCCGCUCUCCACGACUGAACCAUUCCUGAACCCUUCAAUGCAACCAUUCCUGACCCAGAGCUCCUCCACUUCAACCCUUUCAUCGCCAAAUUCCAGGAAAGGGGGUGGGAGGUGGGUGGGUUGGGUGAGAAUUGAGGGGAGGGGGAGAGAGAGCGAGCACUGUCAGGUUGUAUCUCUGCCAUGCACUCCAGUGCAUCAGUUAACACAUGGGUGAAAUUCCUCUCUUGUCUGAAAUGGAUGUAAUGAUCUCUCUGAAGUACUGGAUAAUAGUGCAUUGCACCUUUCAGAUUGUAGUGUUGGAUGAUUGAGUGGGGUGCUGGUUGUGAUAGAGAGCGGAGCCUGUGAAUUAUUCCAUCUGAACAAUAAACUGUUGAUUUUGUACCCAACAAAUGAGGUACUAGCUGCUGGGUAUUGUUUUUGUACAUUUCUGAAGCAUGGUUUCUCGACAUGUCGACAACGAAAUGCUUUUGAUCUUCUUUUUGUUUCUUCGUCACGUCAGUCAAUAAGUUUUGCUUCUCUCCCUCUCUUUCACUUUGAGUUAUCAAUCAGCUCGUUGGCUUUGGUUCAAGGCUAUUCCUAAAUCACUGAGAAUGUACAACAGGCUGUUUAUUAAUUAUGUACAUGGAGUAGUGAUUGAGACUGUAGUUUUAAUGCACUCGGUGCAGUCUGACAUGUAGUUUCUUUCUCUUUUGUGUGUGCCUCUCCCUCCCUUCCCCAUUAAAUAUUUGUUUGUACCAGUCUUCUGAACACUACGACCCCAAAAAGUGGUGCCAUACAUCUGCCUUGAGUGACUUUCAUGCUGCUAAAUUUUGAAAAUGUCUAUAGUGUACAAAACUAUGGAAUUUUAAUUCCUGGGGGAUAAAGAAAUAAAAGGGUGUGUUAUAAUAA
Hemiscyllium ocellatum (epaulette shark) is the source of this 2791-nucleotide messenger RNA. It is a transcript of the gene pak1, whose product is annotated as p21 protein (Cdc42/Rac)-activated kinase 1. The coding region runs from base 214 to 1845 and encodes 543 amino acids. Gene Ontology annotation, cellular component: cytoplasm. NCBI's taxonomy places the organism in Eukaryota, Metazoa, Chordata, Chondrichthyes, Orectolobiformes, Hemiscylliidae. The transcript has 15 exons. Gene Ontology annotation, biological process: protein phosphorylation; intracellular signal transduction; regulation of actin cytoskeleton organization. The record is from RefSeq and is a predicted model, not a curated record. Gene Ontology annotation, molecular function: protein serine/threonine kinase activity; ATP binding.